AUCACACCAAGAGCGGCAAAAACACCGCCACAAGCACUCUUCCCCUCUUAUAUAAGCUCCGUUUUCGUGACAUAAUCUUAAUUUGCUUGUUCACUAUCUCACGCCCUAAACUAAUCUCUUCUAAAACCCUAACUAUUUCUCUCUCCUAGGGUUUUUCGUAAUCUUUCGAGAAUAUUAGCAAGAAUAACAAUGGAUAUGGAUUCUUCGAAGAAACGCAAAGCCGACGAAAAUGGCAAUUCCUUCACCUCUGACCAAGCCCUAAUUUCUCCUUCCGAUUCUCAACCACAAACUCUGACUCUAGAAGACGCUCGAAACCUACUCAAAGACUUCUCUCACGACGAACUUCUCAAUCUUUGUCAAAAUGCCGUCGUUCGACACCCCGAUAUCCUCUCCUCCGCUCGUGUAAUCGCCGACACUGAUGUGUCCCGCAGAAAGCUUUUUGUUCGGGGUCUUGGUCCUCAGACGACCACCGAAUCGCUGAAAUCGUUGUUUUUAUCGUUUGGUGAGCUUGAUGAGGCUGUUGUGAUUACCGAUAAGAAUACCGGGAAAUCCAAAGGAUAUGGAUUCGUUACGUUCAAGCAUUUUGAUGGGGCAGUAUUGGCGCUUAAGCAACCGAGUAAGAAAAUUGAUGGCAGGAUGACUGUGACACAUUUGGCAUCAGCGGGACGAGGGCCGAAUGGUGAAGAUCAAGCUACGAGGAAAAUUUAUGUUGGGAAUGUUCCGUAUGAGAUUUCAGCUGAGAAAUUGUUGGAUUUCUUUUCUGCGUUUGGGGAGAUUGAAGAAGGCCCGUUAGGGUUUGAUAAACAAGCUGGGAAAACAAAGGGAUUUGCGUUUUUUGUGUAUAAGACCGAGGAUGGUGCGAGGAUGUCGUUAAGGGAACCGAUGAAGAUGAUUGACGGACACCAGGUUAUGUGUAAGCUGGCUGAGGAUGGAAAGAAGGGGAGAGUUGGUGGGCCGAACUCGGUUUUGAGUGGUGAGAUUGGUGGUUUAGGGGGUGAUAGGAUGUCGAGUUCCAUGAAUUCACAGUAUGGUGGUGGGAUGAAUCAGUAUGGUUCGGGUUUGGGACCUGGUUUGGGGGGCCCAGUUCCUGUUGGUGGUGUUGGGCCGUAUAGUGCACCGCAUUCACAGCCUGGGCCAGGUUCCGGUGAUUAUUAUAGGAUGCCACCGCCACAUAGUUCGAUGGGAAUGCCACCGUCGUAUCAAGAAGGCAGUGGUGGAUAUGGUCUUUCAGGUUCUGGAGGUGUUUACGGCCUUUCCGGUUCUGGUGGUGGUUACAUGAGUCAGAAUCAUCCCCCUUCUCAGGGUCCUUCUCAGGGUCCUCCUCAGGGUCCUCCUAGUGGGGUGUAUCAUCGUAUGCCACCGCCUUAUUAUUGAGGUUUGUGAGAGCUUCUGGGCGCAAAUUGCUUAAGUGGUUUUGGUGAUUUCGUGAUUGCAGAGAAAUGAAAUUGUGUCGUUUGCUUGAAUGGACUGCUGCACAUGUCUUGCCUUGCUGCUACAUGACUUGAUUUAGUUUCUAGUUUUUAAGUGGCUGCAUUUGGUGGUUUUAUUCUAGAAGAUGGAAAGUUUUUUUUUUUUUCACUUUAGGAGUCUUAUUAGACAAAUCUAUCAAGGAUUUAUGUUAUGCUUUGUUUAUAGAUCUUAGUUUGCUGGAGAUAUGUGCUUUGUAUUUUCUCUUGGUUAUCAGGAGCAGAGUUUAUAUGCUACAGUAUACAAUAUGUAAUUUUCGCUUCCUUUUUCUUUUAGGUUUUCGUUUUGUUGUUCAUGGGUAAUUGGAGCUUGCUAUAAGAACAAUCUUAUUUUUUGGUUUUGUUUUUCUGGGUGCUGCUUUUAUGUUUUUUGUGCUUUAUUAUGUGACAUGUCUUUUUCGUUGAUUUUGAUUGUUUCGAAACUGAGCCAAUGGGCUGUUUGAUGUACGUGCAAUUAUGUUUCCAUUUUCUUCCGUUUGUCUACUUUUUUAUGCUAUGUCCUCUUGCUGGUAGUUAUUUUAUCCCCUGAAAAUGAGGGGGAGGGCCUUUAUUCCACCACUGGCAAAUUAUCAUAUACCCUUAGCUGCUUUAAAGCUUCAGCACAAAUAUGUUUAAGUGAUGCCUAACUUAAAUAAUAUGCUAGCCCAGUAGUUGACUAGUAAUGCUUUUUAAUGUACCAUAAGAAUGUCAAUGGGUUUUUUUGUUGCUGGAAAAUGUGUACUAUGCAGAUUCUGUAAAUGCAUUGAAUAAAGAUAUCUUAGCAUUGACAAUAUUUACUUAUUAAAUAGCACCUUGAGGAUCCAACAAGUCUGUAAAAGGGUAGUACAAAGUUGGAUUUUGAUGAUGUACAGGAUGCUUAUUAUUUCAUUGACCAGAUUCUAGUAAAUGAUAUCAAUAAUGGAUGAGAAUAUGGUGUAUUUCUUUCUCAAGAAAGGAUUUUUUUACAUUGUGAGUGGAUAUAUUUGUCUUAUGCAAUAGAUUGUUAGAGCGCGGAAACAUGCAAGAGAAUUUAUUAGACCUACAAAGUAAUGUCAUAUGGUCGAAUAAUGGUGAUUUGUGUUUUACACACACAUGGUUGCCAAUUUGCCAUCACUUGAGCAGUAGAAGCCGACUAUUUGAAAUCGACAUUAUUAUAUUGAGAGUUUUGCAAGAUAGAAAAUUGAAUAGAAGUUGCUUAAUCUUUUGAAAUUCUGACUGGUGAGCCAAAUGACCAGCAACUAGAAUAUCAGAGUAUUGAGAGUGUCACAAAGAUGGAUGUUAUUAGUGUAGAAGUCUUUCUAAUAACUAUAUAAUCUUCAAAUGCACUUCUUAUAUCAGAAUACCCAUAUUUCAACAUAAUGGACUAUGGAAUGAACAAUUUCGCUGGGAGACUGAAAGAAAAAACAAUUACUUGUUCAAUUCUGUUUCAGAACAAAUUACAAGCAGUCACAGAUUAAUACCUGAUUCUUUCAUGAGUUUGUCAAAGCAUUAUUUGUUCUAUUUUGAAUAUUACAUUAUCCAGAUUUGCAGAUGGAAACAUCUCUGUUUUCCAGCCAAGAUCCCGCAUGCUGUUUAAAUCAGGAAUGCCUGCCAUAGAUAUGCUUUCCAGCAUUUUGAGUAUACCAUUUGCAUAAUCAUUAGCAUCUUUUUCAUUUCUUCUAAGAUUUCAGUGCCUCAAAGCUUAGUUCUAAAAAAAUGCACCUCACUUUGCGCCUUGAGCAUAGGCACGGCUGAAAACGCCCCGGCUAGGUGAGGCAAAGCCCACUAUAAGAGGGUGCGCCUUGGGCUCCUCGAUGCGCUUCACGCCUUGUGAGCCUGGUGAGCCUCCUUGUUGAGCUAGAUAAUUAUCUUAUGCUUGUUUGUUUGAAAAGAAAUAAAACUCAAAACCCAAUAUUACUUGAAUAUGAAGUUCAAAAAAUUGUUGCUUUAAGAAAAAUAGAAGACAUGCGAAAAAGAAAAUAAUUUUUGAAAUUCUUUAAAUUCUCAUUAUAAUAGUUUUGUGCCAAAGUGAUGUUUACCACAAGGAUAAUGAAUGUUUUCUUUGUUGAUACUAAAAUAUGAAUAUCAUGUUUGAAGUAUUCUAUGUUUUAAAAUUGAUUUUAAGCUUUAGAGAAAAGUGCAUCUCGCCAACGCUCUAAAGACCUUUUGCGCCUCGGUGUGCCUCGUGCUUUUAAAACUAAGCCUCAAAGUCCUUGAGUAGCUGCCUCACCAAAUCAUUCAGAAACUCAAUCUACGUGUUGCUCAUUGGUAUAUUGAUCCUGUGAUAGAUGAUUGCUUUUUUCCUUCUGUUUUCAGCAAUUUAAAGCCGCAAUACUAUAUGAUCUUGCAUUCUCUCUCGUCACAAAUUUGAUCGUGUGCAUGAUUGAGAAUGUUAUAGGAAUGUUUAGCUUGUAUAAUACUCUGCUGUGUUAAGAAAAAGAUGACUUAGUAUGAGAUUCUGUGUAAGGAGCAUCUCAUCUUUUCUAAGUGGCCAUUGUUUUGCCACCUUCAUAUACUUCUGUUGCUUCUGUUGAAGUUAACUUUGCAAUCUUCUUGGCCAUCUGCAGUAGCAUGAAAUAUCCAGUUACUAUGGAUAAAAUAUUUUCAUUAGUCUAAAGACCUUUUGCGCCUCGGUGUGCCUCGUGCUUUUAAAACUAAGCCUCAAAGUCCUUGAGUAGCUGCCUCACCAAAUCAUUCAGAAACUCAAUCUACGUGUUGCUCAUUGGUAUAUUGAUCCUGUGAUAGAUGAUUGCUUUUUUCCUUCUGUUUUCAGCAAUUUAAAGCCGCAAUACUAUAUGAUCUUGCAUUCUCUCUCGUCACAAAUUUGAUCGUGUGCAUGAUUGAGAAUGUUAUAGGAAUGUUUAGCUUGUAUAAUACUCUGCUGUGUUAAGAAAAAGAUGACUUAGUAUGAGAUUCUGUGUAAGGAGCAUCUCAUCUUUUCUAAGUGGCCAUUGUUUUGCCACCUUCAUAUACUUCUGUUGCUUCUGUUGAAGUUAACUUUGCAAUCUUCUUGGCCAUCUGCAGUAGCAUGAAAUAUCCAGUUACUAUGGAUAAAAUAUUUUCAUUAGUCUAAAGACCUUUUGCGCCUCGGUGUGCCUCGUGCUUUUAAAACUAAGCCUCAAAGUCCUUGAGUAGCUGCCUCACCAAAUCAUUCAGAAACUCAAUCUACGUGUUGCUCAUUGGUAUAUUGAUCCUGUGAUAGAUGAUUGCUUUUUUCCUUCUGUUUUCAGCAAUUUAAAGCCGCAAUACUAUAUGAUCUUGCAUUCUCUCUCGUCACAAAUUUGAUCGUGUGCAUGAUUGAGAAUGUUAUAGGAAUGUUUAGCUUGUAUAAUACUCUGCUGUGUUAAGAAAAAGAUGACUUAGUAUGAGAUUCUGUGUAAGGAGCAUCUCAUCUUUUCUAAGUGGCCAUUGUUUUGCCACCUUCAUAUACUUCUGUUGCUUCUGUUGAAGUUAACUUUGCAAUCUUCUUGGCCAUCUGCAGUAGCAUGAAAUAUCCAGUUACUAUGGAUAAAAUAUUUUCAUUAGUCUAAAGACCUUUUGCGCCUCGGUGUGCCUCGUGCUUUUAAAACUAAGCCUCAAAGUCCUUGAGUAGCUGCCUCACCAAAUCAUUCAGAAACUCAAUCUACGUGUUGCUCAUUGGUAUAUUGAUCCUGUGAUAGAUGAUUGCUUUUUUCCUUCUGUUUUCAGCAAUUUAAAGCCGCAAUACUAUAUGAUCUUGCAUUCUCUCUCGUCACAAAUUUGAUCGUGUGCAUGAUUGAGAAUGUUAUAGGAAUGUUUAGCUUGUAUAAUACUCUGCUGUGUUAAGAAAAAGAUGACUUAGUAUGAGAUUCUGUGUAAGGAGCAUCUCAUCUUUUCUAAGUGGCCAUUGUUUUGCCACCUUCAUAUACUUCUGUUGCUUCUGUUGAAGUUAACUUUGCAAUCUUCUUGGCCAUCUGCAGUAGCAUGAAAUAUCCAGUUACUAUGGAUAAAAUAUUUUCAUUAGUAUGUUAUUUCUUGUUUGGGAGAAAGAUGGUUGUUGAAGAUAUAUGAGAUUUGUCAUACACAUUUUGCUUAAAUGGCUUGUUGAUUUUCCUGUUUGAACUAUAGGGCGUUUAUCACUUUUUCAUUUGAAUUACUUUGUAUGGUCAAUGGUUGUCAAAAAUAAUUUUAACAAAAGUAUUUGUGGAGGAACUGCAAUAGCAUUGAUUAAUUCCGAACCGAAAUGAAAACAGGCCUCUUAGUUCUUGUUUUACACUUGCUCUAGAAACUUGAAGGUAUAUAAUUGCUUACCUGUUGUAGUUGCUCGUGGUUUGACACCAUCUCUGACCUCAUGAGUUGCCAUUUUAUGGCGAUCAUCAUUAAUGUUUGAUAUGUUUUCCCCACUAUGCAUCAUGAUUGUAGAAAUAUAGGUUGGUUGUAUAACAUCUAGUGGACUUAUCUCCUAUAACUUGGGUGUGGCCUAAUUGUGAUGUGUGGGCCAUCUAAAUCUUACUUUGUCUCUUGGAGGUAUUUCUGUGAUGAGCUCUUGAUGCUGUGAGAGUUUGUCUCGAUAAGGUAGUAGUUUUUGGAAUCCAUUUGAUCAGCAUUCUCAUUUUGUUGUAAUUCCUCACAAGUGACAAGUUGGUGGGUUGCUUGGUUCAUCUUUAUUGGCGUGCUCUCAGUAAACUUUGUACGCUUUCAAUUGACAAUGCUGCUGCUCUUGAAACACUGAUCUUGUCAUGCUUGUUUUACAUUAUUGUUGAUGCUGAUUUGUGAGGCUUCAAUUCCCUUGAUACUGUCCUUGGAGCUAUCAUUGCUUUUGUAACUUCUUUAUUCACCUUCAUUGUGGACCUAAUUUUACCUGGUUUAAUUUUGCCCUUUUCCUUUCGCUCUGAUCUUGCUUCUAUGUAUGUGGUAGCUCUUAGUUUUGUCAUCUUUGAUUCUGAUCUUAAACUAAUUCAUUGGAGAUCUUGGUUCCAAGUUUUCUGGCUGGUUUGGUUGCCAUUUUUCUCUUUCCUUAAUACUAAUAUUGAAGCUGCUAUUGUAAUUUAUCUGUGUCUUUUGUUCCAGCACUUAGCUGCUUCAGCAGAUUUUCCCUAUCUCUUGCUAUGUUUCUUGAUCUGUAUAUUUUGCGGUGUCUGUCUUCCUUUCUCUUUUUCUUAGUUCAGCUGUGGUUUGCCUUUGUCUGGCUUCUGUUUUCUGCUUUAAGCUUUUCUCCAUGAGGCUGAUGAUACAUGUUAAUCUUCUGCUCUUCUGCUGAGGAAGCUGAUGGUUACGAUAGUUUUCCCUGGUUCUCUUGUUGUGUUUCUUGCUUAUUUCAGUUACUCAUAUAUCUGCUUGCUAUGUAUCUUCCUUGUUCAAACUUCUAUAUCCUGGCAUUUUUUCUUGUGAUGUUUCAGUUGCUGCUUCUUGUCUUUGUUUCAUAUUUUUUACUUCUUCCUCCUUUUUGAUGUCACUAUAUGUUAAUGUUGUGGCUGUUGUUCAUGCUCUUUGUUUGCGGCUCAUUUAUCUUUGAAAUUUCUGCCUUUGACUCUGUGUACAUAAUUGUCUAUUCCUUGCCUCUCUUUUGUUUCCAUUUUGGUUUCCCUCAAUCAAGUGUGGAAGUUCCUUUGAUUCCUUCGACUUCUCAAUAACAUGGAAAAGUCUUGCUGCAUUAUGUUUUGGCAGUGAGGAAUUUAAUUAGCUGAGACAUGUUCAAUUCUGAGCCACAGUUAGAGAACGUCUGUGAGGAGUAGUUGUUGAGUUAAUGGAAACAUGCUUUCCGUCAUAGGUAUUUGAUCAUCCUGGUUUGCUGUCAGUGAACUGUAAGCUUUUGUAAACUCAAGGAGUGUUCUUGGAAGGUUUGUCAAAUGAGAAUUUGUGCGUUCUUUCUCCACCAUUGCGUGAUGUGUAAUCUUUUGAGCUUUCGUCUGUUGUCAAAUGCAUAGGUUGAACCCUAGGCAGGUAAUUUACUUGUCCCGCGUAAUAUUCUCCACCAUGAGGAAUUAUAUAAUUAGCAACCUGUGAAUAAGCAGGGGUUUUCUGGCUAUUGAUAUUUGAUGUAGCUUCUGUGCCUUGCCGCUAACCUGCAGUAACUACUGAUAUCUGUGUUGGUUUUUACUUGACACUUAACACAUGUAUGCAUGAUCUUUCUCUUAAUUUCUCAAAGCUGUGUUACUUCAUUAGUACUUUAUUGUUCGUUUCCUGAUAACCUGAUGUGUGAAUACCAUUUAAUUCACUGCAAAAUAUCGGUAGUAUCACCACAUUUCAACUGUAUUAUAAAGGUUUAUGAGGUUAUUGAGACCACUACUAAACUGUCUGCAUCAACCCUGAGGUCGCACUUGAGAUUUUGCACUAUGAUUUUUGUGUCUAGGAUUUCUAUGAAAAGUUUUGAAUCGCCAUUUCUCUUUUGUAACUUAUUUAUUUAACAUCAUUUUUAUUUUGCAAUAAUGAU
Messenger RNA from Amaranthus tricolor (Joseph's coat), 7815 nucleotides. Its product is annotated as UBP1-associated protein 2C-like. The transcript has 2 exons. The coding region runs from base 190 to 1374 and encodes 394 amino acids. The record is from RefSeq and is a predicted model, not a curated record. Gene Ontology annotation, molecular function: RNA binding. NCBI's taxonomy places the organism in Eukaryota, Viridiplantae, Streptophyta, Magnoliopsida, Caryophyllales, Amaranthaceae.